AUGCUAGGAAAUCUAGACCCGCAGCCAUCCGGCCGCAGUCCCAGCGAUUUGGAUUUUUGGCGUGUAGUUCUGGUGGCGUUACUCACGACCGGCGAGUUGUUCUCCGAUGGAAUGCACGACCCGCUCCACGUCACAGUGAUUCAAGGCUUCGGCGCACCGUGGGAUAUGCGCGAGUGGUUGGAGAUCGUGGCCGGGCCAAGCAGGAUGACGUUCAUUCGGUGGUUCAAUUGGAGUCGGGCAUUGGCCAGGCACUCGAAUUUUCCCCUGUCGGGUGGAACUUUCUCUUUCAUCGAGUCGUACGAAACGGUGCAAGACGCGUUUGCAAAGUGCAUCGGCGGCCUCUUGAGCGUCGUGGUUCGUGACCUCCGCCUGAAGCUGAGAUCAGCAUCCCAUGGCGUGCGCAUCAACUCGAUUCCUUCCGGAAGCUACACGAGCGAGAUAUCCGGCCUCCACGGCACUCGUGGGGCGAUCACCGUAGGAGACCUUUAUGCGGAUGAGGAAAAAGAUUUCCUAACCGACAUAUCCGUCCCCGCGUACGCCUUCAGCGUCGAAGAGGAUGAAAAUGAAAACGAUAGGCGGACCCCACUUGUGGACGUCACGUGCUACUACAAGGACGUGGCCUCGAACGAGAGGGUAGAAAUGGAGUCUGCAGAGAUAAAGCGCCCGGGUGUUGUGGCUCCUGCGGAUAUCAAGGUGAAACUGGAAGUCGACCGGCAGAUGAACCGGCUGCAUGCUGCCGAGGGUUUAGCGGAGGCCCAGCGGGCGGCCGAGAAGCGGAAUCUCGAAGUGGCGCGUGCGAUUUUGUCGAGCACAAGGUCGACUGUUACGGCCUCGGCGUCGGGCCAGGCGGGAGACGGGCUCGCGCUACAGCUGGAAGCGGAGAUGAGAGAGACUGAGGAGAAAAUGGGGUGUAAGAGGACGUACGAGCAGGUGGGCAGGGCCUAUGCCUUGUCGAGCAUGAGUGCGCACUCGAAUCAGAGGGCCUCUACCAGGCGCCGGGCGGGAUCGGGCACGUCUGGGGAUGCCUAUGCGACCCCUAAUAUGGCUAAUAUGGUGAGCAAGUGUCAUCAGGUGAUCAAGAUUGAAGAUGUUAAAGAAGAAGAAGAUUAG
Striga hermonthica is the source of this 1110-nucleotide messenger RNA. The record is from the annotation of a GenBank genome assembly. Lineage: Eukaryota; Viridiplantae; Streptophyta; Magnoliopsida; Lamiales; Orobanchaceae.